AUGGCACAUUCUGCCCGCUUCAGCGACUCCCCUGCAUUAGUAGUACCGGCUCAAAAUGUCAAGGCCGUCAAGACGUUUCUUGAGGAGCAUCGGCUCCUGGAUAAGAGAAGGAAAAUUGCACCGUAUACUGCAGAAAGUACCCGUGCUGGGUCUUCCGCAAGAGACCAGACGCUCGACUCGGGGAAACUGUUUAUCGUACCAUUUCUACCCGUCACAACAUCCAUCAACGAAACAGACGCCGCCAUCGUUGAGACAUACUUCGGAGACCUCACCCCGGCCCUCACAUCCCGCCUCCCUCCUGACGCGCUCACGAACAUCUCCAUAACCAACCUCCCAAAAACACCCGUCCCAGAAACCGCUUCACCGCCGACCACCGGCCAACCGCACGGCAACCCCCUCCGAGCCGCCUUCCACUCCGCCCUAGUGUCCAGCCUCCCCGCCGAAACCCUGUCAACGCUCUCCCUCACGCCCGCGCAACUCGCCGCCGACCUCCCGGGCACCUACUCCAUCUACCCGCCGCUCCUCCUCCUCCCCGCGCACACCUUCCACCGGCCGUCCUGGACCGCGCUCCUCGCCGCCCAUGACCCGCCAUCGUCGACCACGCCGCUCCUCCGCACCGUCCUCGCGCACGUCGCGCAGCGCCUCGCCGUCACGCACGUGGCACUCAACGCGCCAAUCGCCCUGCACAACGACGCCACAGCCACCACGGCGGCGGCCGCCGACCAGCCCUCCAACCAAGCAGCAGCCGCAGCCGCAGCCCCAGCAGCCCCAGCCGCAGCCGCAGCCGCAACCACCGCCAACAUCCUCCGCGCCCCCCACUCCCUCACCCCCCUCCACGGCGACUUCGGCCCUCCCCCUUGUCAUCCCCCCACCGCCUCCCCCUCCCCCGCCGACUUCACCGCCGCCCUCUGGGCCACCGCCCGCCAAAACGGCAUCACCCAGACGUGGGCGCCGCUGCACACCAUGUUCAGCCGGGGCAACGUCAAAGAGAAGGCGCGGAUCCUGUCGCUGGGGGCGGUGCGGGACGCGGUGCGUCAGGGCGAGGGCGGAGCCGGAGCCGGAGCCGGAGGCGAGGAUAUUGCAGGCGCGGGCGCGGGAACCGCCACCGGGUGCGCCGCCGUCGACUUGUACGCCGGGAUCGGGUACUUUGCGUUUUCGUACCGCAAGGCGGGGGUGCGGACGGUGCUGGGGUGGGAGAUCAAUGCGUGGAGCGUGGAGGGGUUGAGGAGGGGGGCGGGGGCGAAUGGGUGGGGGGUUGAGGUUGUUGUUGUGGGCGGUGGGGAGGGGGGUGGGGAUGGGGACGGUGAUGGGGACGGUGAUGAUUGGGAGGGGUUGGGGGAGGACGCGGUGGUGAGGGAUUUCGUCGUGUUUCGCGAGAGUAACGUGCGGGCGGCGAGGAGGGUGGAGAGGCUGAGGGGGAGGCUGCCGCCGGUGAGGCAUGUCAAUGCGGGGUUGUUGCCGACGUCUAGGGGGGCGUGGGAGACGGCGGUGAGGGUGUUGGAUCCGGGAUUGGGCGGGUGGGUGCAUUUGCAUGAGAAUUUUGGGGAGGGAGAGGUUGGGCGAAAGGCGGGGGAGGUGGUUGAGGAGGUGAGGAGGAUCUGGGGGGUGGUGAGGGCUGAGAGGUGUGGUGGAGGGAUCGGGGACGGGUUGGAAGGGGAUGAUGUGGUCAAGCUUGAACAUGUAGAAAGGGUCAAGACGUAUGCGCCGGGUGUGUUGCAUUGCGUCCUGGACAUUUGGAUAUCACCGACAGGUAACCAGGCAAGGUCAUGA
This is a messenger RNA of Diplodia corticola, 1770 nucleotides long. Its product is annotated as trna wybutosine-synthesizing protein 2. The coding region runs from base 1 to 1770 and encodes 589 amino acids. Gene Ontology annotation, cellular component: cytoplasm. The transcript has a single exon. The record is from RefSeq and is a predicted model, not a curated record. Gene Ontology annotation, molecular function: tRNA methyltransferase activity. Gene Ontology annotation, biological process: tRNA methylation. NCBI's taxonomy places the organism in Eukaryota, Fungi, Ascomycota, Dothideomycetes, Botryosphaeriales, Botryosphaeriaceae.